Molecule: messenger RNA, 3785 nt
Organism: Delphinapterus leucas (beluga whale)
Lineage: Eukaryota; Metazoa; Chordata; Mammalia; Artiodactyla; Monodontidae
Gene: CENPL
Product: centromere protein L
Source: RefSeq, a predicted model, not a curated record
GGCCUUUGGGGAAGUUGGGUAGGGGAAGGACCUUUUAAAAUCUUUGUCCCCUCUCAACGCAUCCGUUUCACUUGUAUUAACAAACAAAGCUUCGGCCUGAAGUGACAAGCGUACGAUUCCAUACAGCAGCCAAGGCGGAACACCGCGGCCACGCAGAGGCAACACGGGGCCGGUCAGCAGGCGCACGCCCUUCCCAUCCUUCCACGCUUCCUCGAAGGUUCCCGCGGGCAGAACCGGAAAACAGGGAGGAAAAUCAGCCCCGCGCUUCAAAUCUCCCAAACCUGGUGGCCGACCUCGGGUCUUCAGAAGGAGGAAUGAAAGCAAAUCCAAAAUGUUUCUAGGGCCCGAAACCACACACAGAUCGCCACUGGGAGCCAAGCGGUCCUUAACCCACCCCACGAACAGCCAAGAUUACGGUAGAGGGAGCCAACCAAUCAGAACAGAGGGAAUGCCGCCAUCUUUACUACGGGCGGAAGUUUGAAGGACCGCUGAGCACCGGUAAAAAAGCGCGGAAGAUUAACACCACGCGAUUAGGAAAGUAGACUUUAAUGGUUAGAGCGCUCCCUUGCCCUCAGUUAAAAUGGCAACCUUAGUUGCUUCACUGACUUGGAAUCGGCGCCAUGGAGGCGUCCAGCGUCCUGCCGCAGGGCGAGUCGGGAAACGAUUUUAAACUGAGGAGGCGGCUGAACGCAAAGUUGCUGCUUCUCAACGGCGGGAUUUUGGAGCUGGCGUUGGCCCUUGAGGCCUCAGGUGGAGAGGGGCGCUUUGGGAUACACUGUCCCUUGCCCUUUCCCUCCGUGGGCUGAAGCAGACUCCGCAGGAGCGAGGGUCGCGGAGCUGGGUGGCUGAGUCAGCGGAAAUGUCCUUCCCGGCGUGAAGUGUCGGGCUCGGCUGGCGCCUGCGGGAGCGGAGGUCUCCCUACUGGGCCCGUUUGCGUCCGUCGUGAACCCAGCUGUGGUGGAGCGAGAGGGAAUUUGGGAGCGCCAGGGUUUCCUCCGGACUUACUCUUCGCUGUCAUUUUGGCGGCUCUUUUACUUCAGGGGAUUUCAGUUUUGACGUAGUUUUGUAUCCAGACUUGAAGAAUGAUUCGUGAAGGGAAUGGUUGACAGCGUCAUCGCGGCAUUUAUUGACCAUGGAUUCUUAUGAUGCACCAGAAUCGACUCCUAGACAGUGUGCAUCCUCAAGGCUUAAAGAUUACUUUAUAGGUGCCACCCCUCUGCAAAAACGAUUAGAAUCAGUCAGGAAGCAGACUUCAUUUAUCCCGACUCCACCUCGAAGGAAAAUUCCCCAGUGUUCACAACUGCAGGAAGAUGUUGAUCCUCAAAAGUUUGCAUUCCUUCUGCAUAAACAAUGGACUUUAUAUAGUUUAACUCCCUUAUAUAAAUUCUCCUAUACUAAUUUCAAAGAGUAUUCUAAACUUCUGAAUGCAUUUAUUGCUGCUGAAAAGCAAAAAGGACUUGCUGUGGAAGUGGGAGAUGACUUCAACAUCAAAGUGAUUUUCUCUACUCUCCUGGGAAUGAAAGGAACACAGAGAGACCCUGAAGCAUUUCUUGUCCAGAUUCUGUCAAAAUCUCAAUUGCCAUCUGAGCACAGAGAAGGUAAAGUGUUGUGGACUGGUUGGUUCUGCUGUAUAUUUGGAGACAGUCUUCUGGAGACUGUUUCAGAAGAUUUCACCUGUCUACCCUUAUUCCUUGCAAAUGGUGCAGAGACUAAUACAGCCAUAAUUGGAACCUGGUUUCAGAAAACUUUUGACUGUUAUUUCCGUCCCUUAGCAAUCAAUGCGUUUAAUCUUUCUUGGAUGGCUGCUAUGUGGACUGCAUGCAAAAUGGACCAUUAUAUGGCUACUACUGAGUUUCUUUGGUCUGUACCCUGUAGCCCUCAAAGUCUGGAUAUUUCUUAUGCCAUACAUCCAGAAGAUGCAAAAGCUUUGUGGGACAGUGUUCACAAAACACCUGGGGAAGUUACCCAGGAGGAAGUUGACUUAUUCAUGGACUGCCUGUAUUCACAUUUCCAUAGGCAUUUCAAAAUUCAUUUAUCAGCCACAAGAUUGGUUCGUGUUUCAACAUCUGUAGCUUCAGCACAUACUGAUGGAAAAAUAAAGAUUUUGUGUCAUAAAUACCUUAUUGGAGUGUUGGCAUAUUUGACAGAACUGGCAGUUUUUCAAAUUGAGUGAGGCCUUGUGGGGACUAUAAGUUAUGGAUUAUAUACCUUUUUCUCACUGACUAUCUGCCUAAUUGCUAUGCUGAGGGGGACUGCAGGAGAAAUGGGCAUCUGUGCAUCUGUUUUCCUCGCAGUGCCUUGGAGUUACCCAGAUGAAAGCCAAGAAGGAUCUAGAAGAACAAAGAAGGUGGUAGUGGAUGAACCACAGCCAGGUGCUCGUGUAAUAUAGUCCUGGUCAUCUGGGAUGCCAGUCUGUAGAAUAUGCCGAGUUAUUAAUUUGUUGGCCAUCUUUCUAAAAAAUAUAUAAUGUUUUAUUAUGUCAAAAUUUUUAGGAUUCAAAUGAGAUACCUCUAAUAUUGAAUAUUUCUGAUUUGCAUCUUUAAAACCUUUAAUCCCUAAUUUUAAGCAUUUUAGACUUGUAUUCAGAGAGAAUUUCUACGUUCUAUAGACAUUUUCCUAGCAUCAUUUUGCUGUAGAGAACCAGCAAUCAAAAUCCUCCCCAAAGGAAACUAAAGUUACUAUACAUUUUUUAAGCCACUAAUAUGCUUCUGUUUUUAAUGCUGUUUAAUUCUUAUUGCAGUGUUGAAUUAAAUAUUCACUUUUAAAAGGAAGCCUUGUGUUUAUCAGUGUUUUGGUGACAGAUCUUUAAUAAAUAUCUCAGGAAUGGGAAGUCAUAGGCUUUUUCUCUAGCACAAAGGUUACUCAACAACUAUAUGGAAUCAUACAAAUCGUAGAGUUGAAAGGCAGCUGUGAAUCUUUUUUGAGGGCAGGAAUUAUAUUAUGUAAUUUUCAUGUCCCUAAUUUUGUUUUAGCACAGUGCUUGCUAAAUAUCUGUAGAUUAAGUGAAUUAAUUUAAACCAACUCUUACAUUUUGCAGAUGAAAACUACAAAAUUGCACAACUUAGAUGUGCACAAGAUGUUAUAUCUAAAACUCUUCUUUUUACUCACCGAGCAGAGGAAGAUUUUGUUUUACUUUAGAAACAAUGUUUUUUAAAAUCUUCUUUGAAAGAAAAUAACUAUAAUAGGCUGUGAUUCAAAAACAAGGACUAACUUCUGGAAUGGGGUAUUAUUUCACAUAUACUAGGCACAGCAGAAGUAGUGAAAAAGCAUGGGCUUUGGAAUCAGCCAUUGGAAUGGACAUUCAUUGUCCUUUGGAAUCAUUCAUUCAUUCAUUCAACUAAAAUUAAGCUCCCACUGUCUACUCAGAAUUGUAUUGGGUAAAAAGAGAUAUAGUAGUGAAGAUAAAAAAGAUCCUUGUCUUGUGGAAAUUAUAUUCUAGUAGAGGAAGGCAAAAGAUAAAUAAUUUCAGAUGGAGAUAAAUGCUAUAAAUAAGGCAGUGCAGUAUGAAAAAGGGUGACUGGGAUAGUGCCUACUUUAUAUACAGUUGUCAAAGAAGGUCUCUGAGGAAGUGACAUUUGAGCUGAGUCCUGAAUGAUGAGAGGGAACCAGCUGUUUGAAGAUCUGAGGAAGCAUGUGCUAGGCAGGUGAAACUGCAAGAGCAAAGGCCUUGAGAUAGGUAAGAGCAAGCUCUUAUUUGAAGAGUAAAGGAAGUCUGUGUGGCUGGAGCAUGGUAAGGGUGGAGUAGUAUGAGAUGAAACUAAAGAGACUGUGCAGGGACUUCCCUC